AUGCAGCGGGCAGUUCUACUAGCGACCUUGGCCAGCCUUAUCGAUGAGAUUGACCUUUGUCUCCUGACAGUGUCCUUCAUGCAGCUGGAGAGGCAGUUGGCCUUGACUCCAGACAAGUUGGGCGUCAUCCUCAUGGCUAGAGGGCUAGCUAGCAGCCUUUCAGGCGUUCUUUGGGGCUCAUUGGCCGACAAAUCAGACAGGAAGAACUUGAUUGUUCUAUCGAUGACAAUGGUAGGCCUUUGCACCCUGGCCACACCCUCGCUGGCGUCGCUGAGAGGCCUGCUGGUAACUCAGAUGCUCUCAGGGCUUUUUGCUUCAGCAGUCGCGCCAGUGUCGCAAAGCUUGGUGAGUGAGAACGUGCAGGAGACGGGCAGAGGCAUGGCCUUUUCUGUCUUGGCUAUGUGUGCAGGAUUUGCUGGAUCUGCUUCAGCGUUCCUAUACAGCAUUUUCACUUGGCAAUCAGCUUAUCGCAUGAUGGGCAGCAUGACUCUGACGCUUGCAGUAUGGAUUUUCAUAUUCUUCCCCGCUGACACUCGCGAGAAGCGGCGACAUUCCUUCAUGAGAGAGAUUGCAGCGGAGAUGGACCAGUUGAAACAUAUUUUUUCUCUCCCAACAUUCUUGGCACUAUUGCUUCCUGAUUGCGUUUGGCCAGGAGUCAAUAGGAGUUCUUCCUCAACUCUCCAGCUAGAAGCUUGA
This is a messenger RNA of Durusdinium trenchii, 696 nucleotides long. The record is from the annotation of a GenBank genome assembly. Lineage: Eukaryota; Dinophyceae; Suessiales; Symbiodiniaceae.